AUGCUAGAACCGUUUUGUGCCAUCCUUGUGAGUGCUUCCUCUCCUGCCCAGGUGGCCACGCUUUGGUCCAUCCGCCAUACCAACCUGCAGCGGCUGCUGGGGUAUUGCUGGGAGAAGCGUGGCACUGCCGCUGACCUUGCCUCAUCUGCUACUGCCGCUGCUGCUCCUGCUGCUACUGCUGCUACUGCUGCUGCUGUUGCUGCUGCUGCUGCUGGUGCCGGUGCUGGUGCUGAUGGCGCUAAGAAUUUUCGUGCUGAUGCUUCUGCUGCUGCUGCUGGACAUGCAAUGGAGCAAGCAGAGGAGCAGGUGCUAGUGUUUGAGUGGGUGCCAGGAGGCAAUCUGCACAGCCGCCUUGUUGCAGACGGGUGUGCGCCUCUGUCAGUGUGGCAGUGCCUGGAUGUGACCGCGGGUGUGCUGCGGGGGCUGAAGCACAUCCAGAGCCAUGGGGUCGUGCAUGGCCGCAUACACCCACGCAACAUCCUGCUUGACUCUGCUCUGGAGGUGAACUGUCUACCACUUAAGGAGCAUUUGGUCUUCAACUGA
Closterium sp. Naga37s-1 is the source of this 543-nucleotide messenger RNA. Lineage: Eukaryota; Viridiplantae; Streptophyta; Zygnematophyceae; Desmidiales; Closteriaceae. The record is from the annotation of a GenBank genome assembly.